Molecule: messenger RNA, 2364 nt
Organism: Hevea brasiliensis (rubber tree)
Lineage: Eukaryota; Viridiplantae; Streptophyta; Magnoliopsida; Malpighiales; Euphorbiaceae
Product: arginine biosynthesis bifunctional protein ArgJ, chloroplastic
Exons: 17
Coding region: 145-1521 (458 amino acids)
Biological process (GO): L-arginine biosynthetic process; L-ornithine biosynthetic process
Molecular function (GO): L-glutamate N-acetyltransferase activity, acting on acetyl-L-ornithine as donor; L-glutamate N-acetyltransferase activity, acting on acetyl-CoA as donor
Source: RefSeq, a predicted model, not a curated record
UUACGGAGGGAACCGAACGUGCGAUUCAUUUUACGCGAGUAUAGCAUGGAGUCCACGUUCUUAAAACCUAAAACCCCAUACUCACCGCUGACUACUACUCUGCUCUAAUUCCCUGUGAUCGGCUCACGCCUGCUGCAACAAACCAUGAAUUCCUGUGCUCCUUACUAUGUUUCCAUCAAAAUCCCUGAACUACACACCUCUAAGAUUUUGAGUUCCUUUAGUUUGAGUAAGAGGGAUUUUAAAGUAUUUGCGGUAGCAUCAGGUGUAAACGAGGGGUUCAAUUAUAUCCCAGCAGCUCCCAUUUUUAUCCCAGAAGGGCCAUGGAAGGAGAUUCCUGGGGGAGUAACUGCUGCAAAGGGAUUCAAAGCUGCAGGCAUGUAUGGUGGAUUGCGUGCGAAAGGAGAGAAACCCGAUCUUGCACUUGUCACUUGCGAUGUUGAUGCCACAGCUGCAGGGGUAUUCACUACAAACAUGGUUGCUGCUGCACCUGUCUUGUAUUGUAAAAAAGCAUUAGAUGAAUCCAAAAUGGCACGUGCAGUAUUAAUAAAUGCUGGUCAAGCAAAUGCAGCAACAGGUGAUGCAGGUUACCAGGAUGUGCUAGAAUGUGCUGACACCCUGGCUAUGAUUCUUAAAUUGAAGCGAGAGGAAGUGUUGAUUGAAUCAACAGGUGUAAUUGGUCAAAGAAUAAGAAAGCAAGCACUUCUAAAUGCACUUCCAAAAUUGGUUAGUUCUGCUACGCCAUCUACUGAAGGGGCUCUUUCUGCAGCAGUGGCAAUUACAACUACUGACCUUGUGAGCAAGAGUGUGGCAAUUGAGUCUCAAGUUGGAGGGACAAAUAUACAAGUUGGAGGAAUGGCCAAAGGUUCUGGGAUGAUCCACCCAAGUAUGGCCACCAUACUUGGUGUAAUUACCACUGAUGCACUUGUCAAAAGUGAUGUUUGGAGAAAGAUGGUACAAUUUGCUGUUAACCGGAGUUUCAACCAAAUAACGGUAGAUGGAGAUACUAGUACCAAUGACACAGUCAUUGCUUUGGCUAGUGGGCUAUCUGGUUCAACCUCAAUAUCAUCUAUCAACUGCGAUGAGGCAGUACUACUUCAAGCUUGCCUAGAUGCUGUAAUGCAAGGUCUUGCCAAAUCAAUAGCUUGGGAUGGAGAAGGGGCUACAUGCCUAAUUGAGGUCUCAGUCACAGGGGCAGAAAGUGAGAUGAAAGCAGUAAAGAUUGCACGUUCAGUGGCAUCUUCUUCACUUGUUAAGGCUGCUGUGUAUGGUAGAAAUCCAAAUUGGGGAGACAUUGCUGCUGCUGCUGGUUAUGCAGGGGUUCCUUUCCACCAGAACAACCUCCGCAUUAUGCUUGGAGAUAUUUUGCUGAUGCAUAAUGGGCAACCGCUUGCAUUUGAUAGGGCUGCAGCUAGUAACUAUCUUAGGAAGGCUGGUGAGACCCAUGGUACAGUUAGAAUUUACAUUUCUGUAGAUCGAUUUCCCGUUAAAAAAUUGGUCAAAGGUGAGAGGCAACUUCUAUAAUUCAAAAUUGCCCUUCUCAAUUCCUGAUCACGUGCCACACCAAAAGCCUAAUUUUCCACCCGUUCACCAAGUUCAUGCUUCUUCACAAACCCAUCUUCCACCCAUUCUCCACCUCCUUGCCCUCAUCCGCGCCUUUCACAAAUGGCAUAGGCGACACCACUAAUUAGAAAACAAAAGCAAGAAAUUAAUUUCCAACUCCAAACUGCAACAAAAGAAUUCGUUCUUCAGCGAACGGAUUGCCGAAUCAAAGAGAGGAUUGUGUGCGGGUAUGAAGAAUAGGCGAAAUGGGUUAGUCAACUGAUUGGAGAUGGCUGGAGAUGGCUGGAGAUGGCUAUAGGUGAUUAGUGAAGUUUUCAGGUGGAUAAGCCGCGAGGAAAGGAAGCCGGCAGUCUGGUGAAGAGGAGGUUAGCCUUGUGGGGUGAACUAGGAUGUUAGAGCUGGGUUUGUAAGAGGGAUUAAAUAAAAGAUCGAGGCGAAUGGGCCUGUUGGUUUCGGUGAGGAAAGGGGAAAAUGGCGUGGGUUCAAUCUGGUGAGGAGCUGUCGGUGAGAAGGGCUAUGCGAGUUGGUGUGCGACCCAUGGUGACGGUGAUGAAGGUUAAGUAGUUCUUAGCCUUCUUUACAACGACCGCAAUCCUUCCAAUACCCACCAUUACCCAGAAAAGCAUCAAUCACAACAUGAAGGAGAGGGUAGGGUCAGACAUGAUUACUAUCUACCGAUCUAUAAUCCUUUACAAAAUGUGUCUAUGGACUUAAAGAGAUUUUGUUAGUUGAUUGAAAAAACUUGUUAAUUUGGAUUUGAUUACAGGAAAUUGUGAUGGAGCUAAUUAAUUGGUGAUUUUGAAA